Fusarium keratoplasticum is the source of this 867-nucleotide messenger RNA. RefSeq lists its product as uncharacterized. The transcript is spliced from 2 exons. Bases 1 to 867 code for a protein of 288 amino acids. The record is from RefSeq and is a predicted model, not a curated record. Lineage: Eukaryota; Fungi; Ascomycota; Sordariomycetes; Hypocreales; Nectriaceae.
AUGCCGCACAAACACAAGAGAAAGAGGGGCGACGACGAAGCAGAAUUCAAUCUGCCCCCCUCCCAACGAGCGCGAGCUUUACCUGUCGGAUCGAAGAAUGCCGGAAAAGAUGGUUCCCAAAAGGGAAAAAAGGGCAAGAAGGCGCGCAAGGAGAACGACGCACCGAGAGCGUUUAGGCGGCUCAUGGCUGUCGCACAGGGCAAGAAAGUGAGGUCUGGGCUCGACGAUGGAACCGAGGGCAAGCCGACUGCGAAGGAACAGGCACCAGAGCUCAAGAUCCGGCCUGGAGAGGAUCUGCGGUCCUUCUCUCACCGUGUAGAUGCUGCCCUGCCCGUUGCUGGCCUCACAAAAAAGACGGUUGUCAAGGAUGGCAAGGAUGAGGCUGGUCUCAAGGUCUACCGUACGAGGAAGGAGAGGAAGAUGCACAAGCUCUACGAUCAAUGGCGCGCUGAAGAGCGCAAGAUUCAGGACCAGCGCGAGGAGGAGGCUGAUGAAGCCAUUGGCCGAGAACUGGACGAAGAUCCUACGGGUGCUACGGCGCUGGCACAGUCAGAGCUCAACGAAGCCCUGAGCAAGCGAUCCAGGAGGAAGCGCGGCAAGGUCGAUGACGAUCCAUGGGCUGAGCUGAAGAAGAAGAGGGCUGAGGCCAAGGUUGCGGUGCACGACCAGGCCCAAGCACCCCCUGAGCUGAACAAGGGCACGUCGCGACAGCUCAAGGUGGAGGGCGCCACGGCAAACGUGGGCAAUGUCCCCAAAUCGGCGGGCAGUCUUAAGCGCCGGGAGGAACUGCAGGAGAUUCGCGCAGACGUCGUGGACGCGUAUCGACGAAUUCGGGAACACGAACAGGCCAAGUUGAAUAGAGCAUAG